GAGAAGCAGAGAAGGUGCACCUGUGCUAGCUAGACUCUGUCCCUGCCUCGGUUUCCCUGAUGGGUCUGAGUGUGCUGGCCUGGGUUGUCCCAGUGUGAGGGUAGGCUCUGCCCCCGCCCCACCCUGUGACCCCGGUCUAGCUCACAAUGCCCUCACCUCGCCACUCACAAAGUCCAGAGGCCCAGGCCAGCUGCCAGAGCCCCAGCAGGUCCUGGGGCCCCACUCUUAGGGUACCCUUGGGUCCCCCCACUCUCAGAACCCCUGACCCUGCUGCUCCCACUCUCAAGGACCCUUGACCUGGGCCCUCCACUCUCAGAGCCCCCUCUCACUCUGAGGCAGGCUUGGGCUCUCCUCCCAGGUUAUCCCAGGGCCCCCUGCCUUGGCUGACUGUGAUGGGGCUCUGGGCACGUUUGGGGUCCCCCCUGGCCCCACAUCUCAGGCUGGCUAUGAUGGAGUUCUGAGCAGGCUUCCCGCCCUCCUCCCAGGAUCCCCUCUUGGGCCGGAAGUGAUGGGGCUCAGGGCAGGCUCAGGGUCCCUCCCUCAGGCCCUCCAUUUCUUGGAUUUGCUGUGACGGGGCUCUGGGCAGGCCCUGGGCUGGCCUGCACCUGCUCCCCUCAGUGGGCUUCAUCUAACAAGAUCUCCCUGGGCUGGCUGGCCCUGCCUUCAAGCUGCUGCAUAGGCCCAGCCAGGCAUCUCCGGGGGAUGACAGCCCCGGGCCCAUCUACUUCCUGGACCCCAAGGUUACCCGCUUUGGCCGCAGCUGUACCCCUGCCUUCUCCAUGCAGGGCCGGGGCAAGUCUCGGGGCCUGGAGGUGACACCGGGCCCCGGGACUUACAGUCCUGAGAAGGUGGCCCCCAUGCGCCAGCGGACGCCACCCGCCUUCAGCUUGGGCCCGCGCCUGUGCCCCCCGCUCCCCGCCAGCCCGGCACCAGCACCCAACGCCUACACGCUGCCGCCGCUCUGGGGUUCCCAGGUCUUCACGAAGCCCUGCAGCCCCAGCUUCACGGUGGGCGGCCGCUCGGCCUCCUCCCGGCCCCCGCAGGCCCCCACGGACACGCCCGGGCCGGGCCAGUAUGAGUGCCCUGACCCCAACGCCUACCGGCCGCGACCGCCCGCCUUCAGCAUGCAGGGCCGGACCCGCGCCCCGCCGUCCCCCGGCCGCACCCCCGGGCCCGCUGCGCCCCCGGGGCACCCCUGCGCACCGUCUCCUGAGCGGGGCGCGGCUCCGGCCCCGGCAGGCGGGGGGCUCCGGAGGCGGGGCCAGCGCACCCCCUUUCCCGGCUGACCCUCCAACACCCUUCCCUCGGGCUCUGUGGUGAUCGGCGAACCGCCAGCGCCCCACUUCUGUCCGGGUCACCCCAGGCGCUGAAAGGGAGACUUUGCCGGCAGGUUUCCUGUGUCCCAGAACGUUGCGUCCUCCAGGCCGAAGCUCCGGUUUCUGCCAAACCGGGCCUCCAACCGCGCCCCGCCCGCACUGACCCCCGCCUCGGGAGACCUCCAUCUGAGAAUCCCCCUCCGUCUCGGGAGAUGCGCCCCCAAUAAACGCGCUGUCCCC
Erinaceus europaeus (western European hedgehog) is the source of this 1556-nucleotide messenger RNA. It is a transcript of the gene CIMAP1D, whose product is annotated as CIMAP1 family member D. The coding region runs from base 780 to 1286 and encodes 168 amino acids. Gene Ontology annotation, cellular component: cytoskeleton; cytoplasmic microtubule. The record is from RefSeq and is a predicted model, not a curated record. The transcript is spliced from 3 exons. NCBI's taxonomy places the organism in Eukaryota, Metazoa, Chordata, Mammalia, Eulipotyphla, Erinaceidae.